GUGUGGAGUCCUGACAUUGAGCAGAGUUUCCAGGAAGCGUUGGCUAUAUAUCCACCCUGUGGGCGACGGAAGAUUAUCCUGUCUGAUGAGGGCAAGAUGUAUGGCCGCAAUGAGUUGAUAGCAAGAUACAUCAAACUACGGACUGGCAAAACACGAACAAGGAAGCAGGUGUCUAGUCACAUACAGGUGUUAGCCAGGAAGAAAGUGCGAGAAUACCAAGCAAGCAUCAAGGCAAUGAAUGUGGAUCAAGCCUCAAAAGACAAAGCCCUGCAGAAUAUGGCCGCCAUGUCUUCAGCACAGAUCGUUUCAGCGACUGCAAUGCAGAACAAAUUGGGGAUAACGCCCAUCCCCCAAGCUCCCUACCCAGCAGCAGCCAGGUUUUGGUCUGGUUCCCUUUCUGGACAACCUGGGUCCUCUCAAGACAACAUCCCAGAGCUGGCAGGCUGUGUAUGGCGGUCCCAAGACAAAUGGAGCAGCACACCCACUGAGAGUCCCAGUGUGAAGCCAUUCGCCCAACCAUCAUACCCCAUUCAGCCAGCAGUACCACCGUCUAUCGCAAGUUAUGAACCACUGGGGCCUCUCUCACCUCCUGCUACUAUCCCAGUGUGGCAGGACCGAACUAUCGCCUCGACUAAACUCAGAUUGCUGGAGUACUCUGCUUUUGUGGAGGUGCAGAGAGACCCAGACACGUAUAACAAACACCUCUUCGUACACAUUGGUCAGACAAACCCAUCCUACAGCGACCCGUUACUGGAGGCCGUGGAUAUCCGUCAGAUCUACGACAAAUUUCCAGAGAAAAAGGGCGGGUUGAAGGAGUUGUUUGAGAAAGGACCACAGAAUGCCUUCUUCUUAGUAAAGUUCUGGGCGGACCUGAACAGCAACAUCCAGGAUGGGCCUGGAGCUUUCUAUGGAGUCAGUAGCCAGUACACGAACUCUGAGAACAUGACCAUCACCUGCUCCACUAAAGUCUGCUCUUUCGGAAAACAAGUCGUGGAGAAGGUGGAGACAGAAUAUGCCAGGCUGGAGAAUGGAAGGUUUCUGUAUCGGAUCCACCGCUCCCCAAUGUGUGAAUACAUGAUCAAUUUCAUCCACAAACUCAAGCAUUUACCAGAGAAGUACAUGAUGAACAGUGUGCUAGAGAACUUCACUAUCCUGCAGGUUGUGACCAACCGGGACACCCAGGAGACCCUGCUGUGUAUAGCGUUUGUAUUUGAAGUGUCGACAAGCGAACACGGUGCACAACAUCACGUUUACCGGCUGGUGAAGGACUAGGAGCUCACCCCCCCACCCCAAAACCUCCCCUACACAGAGGGUGCUACCGCCUGCCAUUUAUCUACACACCUUGGUGCCUGCUCAUUUUUACCAAACACAAAAAAAAUCUAUUUUUCACAGAAAUACAGAUAUUUUUACAUUCGAACAAAUGUAAAAAAAAGCGCAAAAAAAAAUGAACUGUUGUGAAGUCAAAAGAACAAUAUUCUGCACUACUUCUGUGAGGGUCAUGUAUGUGUGUGUGUGUUUUAAUUUCCUCUCUCCAGAACUUGAGCUCAGUGAGAGGUAAUGGUACGGUUUUUCUUCCUUUUUUUAUAAAAAGAAUAAUAUUUACAUUUCAGGGAUAGUAAGCAUUGGAUAAGGAUCACUUUCAGAAAGUAAGUGUUAAUGGGGGCUUGUAUGUAGGAACGUUGCCUUCUUACCAUCGUUGUUGGAGGGAGGGGGAACAGAGAGUAAAAUGCCUCCAUUUUGUUUGCUUGCAGUCACAAAAUGGCAGCCGUGCUUUUGUAGUCAUUGCCAUCUAUCAAGAUGCUUGAUGGGAGUUUGGUAUCAUCACCCCUUCAAUUUCUCAAAACAAUUCUGUGUGGGUGACAGGAGAGGCAGUUGACUUGGGUCGAAGUUCCAGGAUAUAAGGAGUUAAUUAGAAGGCUCCCUUCCCAGUUUGCAUUUCUCCUUUCUGACAGACGUGGUUACAUCAUAAAAGGUAGACACAACGGAUUUGAAAGAGGUGCUCAUUAAAGCGGAGGCUGGUAUUAUAAAGGACAGGUUUCACAUGAAACUAUUGACUUGCUUGUCCACCCAGUAUUUGUAAGCUUAAAAUGCAAAAGCGGGACAACUUUUCCCCACCUGAUACUCCCCUCUGAGGGCAGUCAUUCAGUUCCAUAGACAUCAGCUGCCCCCCUUGCAUUGUCCAUUUUUGCUCUUACAGUGUGAACAAUGGCACAUUUUCAACCAUACUGGAACAGGAGAUCCAGUUGAGAGAUUAUAAUCAACUCUGCAAAGCAAUUUGACUCAAUGUGGUAGCUGGAACUAACUUUGGGUAUAUCAAAGCAAACUGAUGAAGCCCAGGAAAGAUGUAUUUAUAUAUAAAUUACCUGUCUCAGUUUUGGCCAAUAUUUUCAAAGCAAACAUGUGCCUCAGAGAUAAGGCACUUCCCGCUGAGUGAGUUUGUGUGUAGUAGCUAAAGAGAGGCUACUGUUCUGAACUAAUGUGACUGGUCCAGCCCUUACCCUAGGUCAUGAAAUAAUACCAAGGGCAUGAGAGCUUUGCCUGUUAGAUUACACACAGUCAGAACGCUCUCUUCUGGAUUACUUACUGUGAUGAUUCAGCCACUGAAAGAUAGGAAGGGCCUGCAUUUAUAUGUUGUUUUUCAUAGCUUUAGAAUCCCAGUGCAAUUUCCAGCCAAUAAAAUAUUUUUGAAGUGCAGUCCCUGUUGUAAUACAGGGAAUGUGGCAGCCAAUCUACACACAGCAAAUUUGAUAAACAGCAAUGUGAUAAUGAGCAGAUCACCUAUUGAGUUGGCAGAUCAUUAUGAUUGGGGCUCUAUUGGCAGUGGGUAAGGUGGAUUGGUGUUUGAGCUGAGCAUUGGAUAGGUACUUAUUGAAAAAGACUGAAGAAGUGCCUCCUGAAUGCCAUUAAAUGUCUAUACUAACCCCUAGGGAUUCCAGUUGUCUGUAGAGGUUGUUGGAGUGUGACGAGGAUCUGUUCUGCCCACUGAGUUCACCUUACGUUGUUGCAAGGGAACAACAGGUUCGAACAUUCAUGUAUUUGAAAAGAAGCUAUGAGGGGCUUGUAAUGUACCAGCCAUUAAGGCUGGAGGCCGCACUGGAAUGUGGCAGAGGAGUAGGUGAUGGAGAUGGAGAUGAGUGAAGGGAAACUGAGGAAUUUCAGGAGCUAUCUAACUUGUCUCCCUUCUUCGUCUCCAAAUAACCUCAGUUUCUAAUGGGGAGAUGGGUUGAGUCUGAGGAGGAGUUUACAGUCCUGACUUGACAGCUUAGUUUUAAUGAAUGGGAUAGCGUGUAGGGAUUGUUGAUUUGGUGAAAGAGGCUUGAAUGUCACAGUCAACACCGCUUUGUCUGGUAUGUUUUGACUGAGGAGAAAGUGGCUUUCCCACUCUAGUUUCUUGCCACAUUUUCAAAUCCCGUCGGAGAAAGCACCUGGGGGAUUAACAGUCAAAUAGUUUGCUGGUAUCUGAAUUAAAAGGAUUGGAGUUCCAGGGGUUACAUGGCUGAUUCCUUCGACCAUCACCUCAUGGGUGACCUCUGAAAGGAUCUGCUGUCGGUUUUCACCAGCUGGGCCCAGUCCUGCCUUCAACUUCCAGCAAAUGUUUGUGGAUAUUUGAUGUAACUCUUCCUUUUGUUUUUGCCCCUUCACUAACCCUGACUGCUGCCGUUUGCUGAGGUCUGCUAACUCACCAAAGUCUAGUUCAUAGCCAUGGAACCUCGGCACGAUUGAGGGACAGAGUGCACCCUUUUAAGAUAGGGUGGUCGCCCGAAACGUUUUGAGAUUUCUUGAUGGCAUCGUGUGAGGGGUUGGCUACCAGGGAGCUCUGCAUGGCCUGUGGACCUUUGUGAUCGGGAAUGGGUUGUGGUACGAGAUUGGAGUAUUGUAUUUCUGCAUGUUCUUCAGAGUUCUUUAGUGUAGGGGAUUCGGUUUUAAAAUGCAUGCUGUUGACCACAUCCAGUCCCGUCUUGUUGAACCCAGAACAACAGAGACUGCCAGCCGCCCACUUUUGACUCUUACCCUCUUUCCUUUCACAACUAAUGCAGCGGCCAUGACUGUUACAGAAUGAAAGAAGUGGGCUUUCAUCAAGGGAACUGUGCAGUCAGAAAUGCUGUUGAAGACAGAGGUCAUGGGUCAUCUCCCUAGUUACUCCCAAUUGGUGAUGAUGACUUCUCAGUCCCCAGUCUUCACAGAAAUGGAAGCUAGGGCCAUCCUUGAAACUACCUUGAUGAUAUUCUUUUUCUUUUGGGAUGAUUUUAGCAGCGGUCAUUUUCAAUUGGCAUUCCUUUAUACUCCUGCCCCAACUUUCCCCACCAUGAGUUCAGCCAAUUACGAUGGCCUGGCCUUUUCAUAUAGAAGGUACUUGACACUGAGUUUCAGGAAACACUUUAGGAGCUGGCAUGAAGAUUUUAAAGGAAUACAGAGUAAUUCCCUAUUUGCUGUCCUCUCUCUCCUGUAGUAAUAUCAAUAACAGAUGUUGCCGCCAUGAGGGAUAUUUGCAAUUGCCGCCAUUUUUGGGUGAGUCACUGUGCUAGUAUCAGUCAGUGGCUUCCUCAAAGAUCCCAUGCCGUUCAGUUGGUGGUUGCAUUACAGACUAAUAGGUCCAAGUUUCAGUCACUGCUUUGUGCUGUUGUGCCAACCAGCCUCAGUAAUAGGGAUAAUGAGCUUACCCUCUGGUGCCAUGGUUAGGGGAGCUUCCCACUGCUGCUCUAUGUAUCCCAUUACAAUGCAGGCAAGGUGAGAAUAGAACCGGGGUUAGUUUACCGUCCUUCAAUGGUUCGGGUCACAUGUAGGGAAAACGGGCACAGGCUCUUCCAGGAAGAAAUCAGUCCCUUCAGAAAAUUGGAGACAAGGGGAAAUAAAGUUGACACUAUUUUUAAGUCACUUUAACCAUCCCGGGCGCUAAUCAGAACAAUUCCAUUAAACAGUAAUUCCCCCCAUCCCCGGGUUCUGACCACACCAGCCUCCAGCCAUAUUUCCCAGACUGGGCGAACCCCCCCACCAACCCUGCCCCAGAACACAAGGAGCACCAGCAAUGUCGGUGAAUGACUACCUCUGCAAACACGAGCAUGAACAAAACAUCCCAGUCAGCAGAAGGGACAAAAGCAGUUGAGAGUCUGUGUACUGGCAGAGAAUUGGCUUGCUUUGUAAUUUAAUUUCUUUUACACCGGAAUUAACAUUUUCUUAUUUUUAAGGAUGUAACAAAUAGUGGGAGUGGAGGAAUUUUAGAAAAGUAGUGGGUUCUUUUCUAUAUAUAUAUUCUAUAUGUAUAUUAUAUAUAUGACAUAUAAAAGGCACUCAGAGACGGUACUCAGGGCAUUGUUGCAUUUGAGUAUCGAAACCUAAUUUGUUAGUGAUGUCACCUAGCACUUAACUCUGCUGUAAAUAUCAUGUACACAAUAUUUCUUAUUGUGGUUGUCCUGCCACAUUCACAUUUACUCCAGUUAUUAAAGCCUUUUUGUUAGCCUAGACAGUCAGUAUGCUGUUCCUUCCUGUAAUAUAAUCCAGUUUUUGCAUUUUUGUAAGGAAAUAGGUACAUUUAUAUCUCAAAGUACUUCAGAUCCAUGUCUUGGGAAGAUGGGCUCAAGCCCAACAGGCAAAGCCUGGGUGAAAGUCUUCCUGAAUUGGCAGCUGUAAAGAACCUAGAGUCGGUUUGGCUUUUUUUUUGGGACUUCUGUGGUUUCUGCUGAGCACAAAGCGUCUGCUUGUUUGCCUGGCCGUAUUACUGAGGACAGUCAGAGGAUUUUCAGACAAUGGGAAGCUCCAUCACAGAGAGGGUGGGGAGCAUGAUCAAUGCCUAACCCUUUGGAGAACACUUUCAGCCUCUUUGAUUCAGGAGCUGUAGGCCCCGUUGAUAUUGCACCCAGAGUCUGAUUGAGUACAUGAUUCAGUAGCGACACAGUAAAAUCUAUUUAAGAGCUCGAGUUCGUCGAAUCCCCUGUGCUGCCCAUUCCUCUGGAAAUUUGAUGUUUCUGUUUAAUGUCCGCUGUGCUACUCCAUUUCAUGAAACAGGAACGGCUCCCUCCUCAAAAUAAGAAGCUAAUAGGUGAACAUCAACGUGUUGCUCAAUCCCUACCCCCUUUGAAAACAACCCUAUAAAAUUUUUAAUCUGAAAAGGACAAAUGGUGGCAAGAACUCAUCUGGCCACUGUAUGGAGUGACAUUGAGAGAUUGCCGAUUUCAGCAGAAAUGCAAAGGCGUUUGAGAUGUCAUUGCACAUAUUGGCCUGAGGCAUUUCUACCAUGAAGUCUCUCUCUGGUUCCAGGUGAUUGGAAGUCAUUCAUCCCUUGGUUUUCUGCAAGUGUCGUACUUUAAUAUUUUAAAUCAGGACACCAGGAUAUGUCAAUAGGAUUUUUUUUUUGUAGAUAUAUAUUUUGAAGAAUCUUUGUAAUACUAUCUGUGAAGGCUGACAAAAAGGACACUCUGUUUUGAAAAAAAUAUGUCCUUCUUGAUCAUUGUAUUGUAUAGGAACAUUACCUCCUUGGCCAAUAGCAAUGGACUGUUUGUUUUAAUUAUUAUUUCCUCUCAUGAUGCUAGGGUGCACAGGCGAAAUGUGACUACCUUUAACUCCCGAUAUCGUGCUCACAUUCUAGCACAGGCCUUGAGUUCACACAGGCAUGAGCCCUUACCAAGCCUGGACAAGCAGAAUGGGGUCACUGUGUCGUGGGGACAAGUAGUUUGUCAUUGUAAGCUUUCUCAGUGGGUCGCGCUUGUCUGUGAACUGCUUUCUCCAAAAACUAUUCGCUUCAAAAUUUGUGGAACCAAUUUUGUAAAUUAGCCAGCCCUCUUCACUGCAUAAUAACAGCACACAAAAUUGCAGCAAUUUUUAUUUGUGCACUUGUUGAAUUUGCAUGUAUUAAGUUUACUAAUUUCUCCUGAGAAAAAUCAUAAUGUUUGUAUGUUUUGCAACACUGUCAAGAAAACGCACACUUCCGAUCUAACCUCGUCACUUACAAAGUCUUGCUAUUCCCCUUUAUUCCUCUCUUCUUUCCAAGCUGUGAAUAUGAUGGAGGACAUUAUCUUUGUUCUUCUCUUCAUUCUGAUUGGGUUGGGACCUGGACUCAUUAAACAACAUCCGAAUGGAGUGUCCCAACAUAACAGCCACUGAACCACUUGCAAUCCUGAGCAUUCUCACUUGAAACCCAAAGCGCCUCUCUGCUACUUGCAGCUAGAGAUUUUAUUGGCUUGAAAUUUGUGAGCAGAGUUUGGGAACGUGUUGCCUUUGGACAAGUGUGAGUUAAACUGUGCCAAGUAAUGUCAGGAUCAGCUGCUUGAUCUAUGAAUGGGAGCAUAGCUGUAACCUUGAAGUGUAGUUCCUAGUAAACACCCACCUGGCCCAUGAAGGACAAAAAAACUUAGAUUACUCCUAUCAGCGCCUUCUCUUUCCUAAAACCUUAAAGGAUAGAAUUCUGAAAUAACAAGGUGUGGA
Molecule: messenger RNA, 7419 nt
Organism: Rhincodon typus (whale shark)
Lineage: Eukaryota; Metazoa; Chordata; Chondrichthyes; Orectolobiformes; Rhincodontidae
Product: transcriptional enhancer factor TEF-5-like
Exons: 13
Coding region: 97-1272 (391 amino acids)
Biological process (GO): hippo signaling; regulation of transcription by RNA polymerase II; embryonic organ development
Cellular component (GO): transcription regulator complex
Molecular function (GO): RNA polymerase II cis-regulatory region sequence-specific DNA binding; DNA-binding transcription factor activity, RNA polymerase II-specific
Source: RefSeq, a predicted model, not a curated record